UACUAAAAAUAAACCCUAGCCGCUCUAUCGUCGUCUUCGUUCUCUCUUUUUGUUCUCAGUCUCUGUUCUUAGAUCUCUUGUAGUUUUCAAAUCUUCCGAUAAGAAUGUCUGGUAAAGGUGAAGGUCCCGCGAUCGGUAUCGAUCUAGGUACUACUUACUCUUGCGUUGGAGUAUGGCAACACGACCGUGUUGAGAUCAUUGCCAAUGAUCAAGGAAACAGAACCACCCCAUCUUACGUAGCUUUCACCGACUCCGAGAGGUUGAUCGGUGAUGCCGCUAAGAAUCAGGUCGCCAUGAACCCUGUUAACACAGUUUUCGACGCUAAGAGGUUGAUCGGUCGCCGUUUCAGCGACAGCUCUGUCCAGAGUGACAUGAAAUUGUGGCCAUUCAAGAUUCUUCCAGGACCUGCCGACAAGCCAAUGAUCUACGUCAACUACAAGGGUGAAGAGAAACAGUUCGCUGCUGAGGAGAUCUCUUCCAUGGUUCUUAUUAAGAUGCGUGAGAUCGCUGAGGCCUACCUUGGUGUCUCUAUCAAGAACGCCGUUGUCACUGUUCCUGCCUACUUCAACGACUCUCAGCGUCAAGCCACAAAGGAUGCUGGAGUUAUUGCUGGUUUGAACGUUAUGAGAAUCAUCAAUGAGCCCACAGCCGCAGCUAUUGCCUACGGUCUUGACAAAAAGGCAACAAGCGUUGGAGAGAAGAACGUUCUUAUCUUCGAUCUUGGUGGUGGUACUUUUGAUGUCUCUCUUCUUACCAUUGAAGAGGGUAUCUUUGAGGUCAAGGCAACAGCUGGUGACACCCAUCUUGGUGGGGAAGAUUUCGACAACAGAAUGGUCAACCACUUCGUCCAAGAGUUCAAGAGGAAGAGCAAGAAGGACAUCACUGGUAACCCAAGAGCUCUUAGGAGGUUGAGAACUGCCUGUGAGAGAGCAAAGAGGACUCUUUCCUCCACUGCUCAGACCACCAUCGAGAUUGACUCUCUAUACGAGGGUAUUGACUUCUACUCCACCAUCACCCGUGCUAGAUUUGAGGAGCUUAACAUGGAUCUCUUUAGGAAGUGUAUGGAGCCAGUUGAGAAGUGUCUCCGUGAUGCUAAGAUGGACAAGAGCACUGUUCACGAUGUCGUCCUUGUUGGUGGUUCCACCCGUAUCCCUAAGGUUCAGCAAUUGCUUCAGGACUUCUUCAACGGCAAAGAGCUUUGCAAGUCUAUAAACCCCGAUGAGGCUGUUGCAUAUGGUGCUGCCGUCCAGGGAGCUAUUCUCAGUGGUGAAGGAAACGAGAAGGUUCAAGAUCUUCUGUUGCUCGAUGUCACUCCUCUCUCCCUUGGUUUGGAAACUGCCGGUGGUGUCAUGACCACUUUGAUCCCAAGAAACACAACAAUCCCAACCAAGAAGGAGCAGGUCUUCUCUACCUACUCAGACAACCAGCCUGGUGUGUUGAUCCAGGUGUACGAAGGAGAAAGAGCCAGAACCAAGGACAACAACCUUCUCGGUAAAUUUGAGCUCUCCGGAAUCCCACCGGCUCCACGUGGUGUGCCUCAGAUCACAGUGUGCUUUGACAUUGACGCCAAUGGUAUCCUCAACGUUUCUGCUGAGGACAAGACCACCGGACAGAAGAACAAGAUUACCAUCACCAAUGACAAGGGUCGUCUCUCCAAGGAUGAGAUUGAGAAGAUGGUUCAAGAGGCAGAGAAGUACAAGUCUGAGGAUGAGGAGCACAAGAAGAAGGUUGAAGCCAAGAACGCUCUUGAGAACUACGCUUACAACAUGAGGAACACCAUCCAGGACGAGAAGAUUGGUGAGAAGCUUCCCGCAGCAGACAAGAAGAAGAUCGAGGACUCUAUUGAGCAGGCGAUUCAGUGGCUCGAGGGUAACCAGUUGGCCGAGGCAGAUGAGUUUGAAGACAAGAUGAAGGAGUUGGAGAGCAUCUGCAACCCAAUCAUCGCCAAGAUGUACCAAGGAGCUGGUGGUGAGGCCGGUGGACCAGGUGCUGGUGGAAUGGACGAUGAUGCUCCUCCUGCUUCAGGCGGUGCUGGACCUAAGAUCGAGGAGGUCGACUAAUCUGUUGGAUCAUGACCUCUCUCUCUUUAUCUCUCUAUCUUUACUUUGGAUCGUUUAAGACUUUUUUUUAAUCUCGGGCUUAUUUGAAGGAGCCCAUUUUGUGUUUUAUUUGGUUAGCUUUUUUGAACAAUGCCUGGUUAUUCCAGCUACGAUGACGGAUAAUAUCAGAAGUUUUCUAUAUUCUCUACUCCGUAUGACUUUCCAACUUUA
Messenger RNA from Capsella rubella, 2270 nucleotides. Its product is annotated as probable mediator of RNA polymerase II transcription subunit 37e. Gene Ontology annotation, biological process: cellular response to unfolded protein; protein refolding. The record is from RefSeq and is a predicted model, not a curated record. Gene Ontology annotation, cellular component: cytoplasm. Lineage: Eukaryota; Viridiplantae; Streptophyta; Magnoliopsida; Brassicales; Brassicaceae. Gene Ontology annotation, molecular function: ATP hydrolysis activity; ATP-dependent protein folding chaperone; heat shock protein binding. Bases 105 to 2060 code for a protein of 651 amino acids. The transcript has 2 exons.